AUGGAACAAGAAAAAGCAACCACCACCACCGUAGUCGAGCCGUCGUCGUCACACUCCGAAGCCUCGAACAUCUCCGCCACAUCGGAAGAAUCUCCGAUCAAAGACGACGUCGACAGCAGCAAGAAUAAAGAGAAAAUCGUCGAAAAAGACGAAUCCGAAACGAAGCUCCGCGUCGUUCUAGAUCUCACUGUUGCGAACGAAGAGGAAGGGAAAAACCCUAAUUCGAAGAAAAUUGAGCUCAACCUCUUCAACAGCAACAACAACAACAACUCUUCGAAUAUCGCGAGCGAGUCGUCCAACGAGGGCGGCGGCAACCCCGGGAAGCCCGCCGCGGAGCCGAAAACCUUCACUUGCAACUUCUGCAAACGAGGGUUUUCGACUUCUCAAGCGUUGGGCGGCCACCAAAACGCCCACAAACAAGAGAGAGCACAAGCCAAGCACCGCAACGGCAUGGCGGAGAUGUCCGGCGGCCCCGGAGCUCCACCGCCUCCGCCGCCGCCCUACGGGUACCCGUACUACCACCACCACCCCGGUGGGCCCUACGCAGCCUACCAACAAGUACCCUAUUACUCGAGCCCUUACAGCAGGUCGCCAUCGUCAUCGUCGUUACUCGGCGUUAGGACGGAAUCCAUGAUUCAUAAACCGCACGCUUAUCAUCCGUACAACAACGGAUACCGAUACGGGCACGAAAAGCUGGCUAGGGCUUAUUUAAUCAGCCCGUCGCCUUCUACAUCGUACGAUAGAUUAAGGAUGGAUAAUUUUCAAACGCAUCAAAUUAGUGGUAGUGGAUUAGGAUUAGGGUUAGGAGUUAACCCUAAUAACCCUAUUAGGAUUGAUAAUGAUACAUGUAAUGUAGUGAGGAGCAAGCCUAAUGAAGUCAAGAACAAUCGAGGGCUGCGCUUGGCAAACGACGGCGGCAACGAACAAACGGAUGGUUCCGGGCUCGAUUUGAAUCUUAGGCUUUAAUUUCAUUGUUAUUGUCCCUUUAAUUUUCUUUAU
Erythranthe guttata (spotted monkey flower) is the source of this 999-nucleotide messenger RNA. RefSeq names its product zinc finger protein 3. Gene Ontology annotation, biological process: negative regulation of abscisic acid-activated signaling pathway. Lineage: Eukaryota; Viridiplantae; Streptophyta; Magnoliopsida; Lamiales; Phrymaceae. The record is from RefSeq and is a predicted model, not a curated record.